AUGCCGUAUCACGUUUUGAGUGUAAAGGAAAAACUGGAAAUCAUUCUCACCAUUGAAAAUGGAGCGAAGAAAUCUGCGGUAGCCCGUGAGAAGAACUUGCCUCUGACGACUGUGUGCGGAAUAUGGAACGCUCGCGAAAAGUUGCGGGGCGGCUCAGGCAGCAAUCUGAAGAGGUGCCGCAUCAGAGACUCUGCUUUUCCCGAAGUAGAAAAGGCCCUGCUGCUUUGCAACGGCUGGUUGUCGAGAUUUAAAGCUCGCUACAGCAUAGUGGGGAAAGCUGUUUGCGGUGAGGCUGCUGCAGCGGACAAAGAAUGCGCUGAUGAGUGGCAGCACAACGAAUUGCAGGAAGCCUUGGCAGCCUACGAUGCCGCCGACAUUUUCAAUUUUGAUGAGUCGGCACUUUUCUACUGCCUGCUUCCGGACAGGACAUUGGCAUUUAAGAAUGAAAAGUGCACCGGCGGGAAACAUGCCAAAAAUCGGGUAUCGGUCGCUUUCGGCGUCAACAUGACCGGUAGUGAGAAGCUGCCACUGAUGGUGAUCGGCAGGUACGGAAAACCGCGUUGCUUCAAAGGCGCCCGUUUGCCAUCCGAUGUCAUUUACAAGCACAACAAAAAGGCGUGGAUGACUGCUCAGCUGUUCGAGGAGUAUGUGCGCCAGCUGGACCGCCGUUUUGCUGCCAAGAAAAGGAAUGUCCUGAUCGUUCUCGACAAUGCGUCGGCGCAUGUCGAUUUGGACAACCUGACGGCAAUUAAGCUGCUCUUUUGCCCCCGAACACGACAGCGCUCGCCCAGCCCCUCGAUCAGGGCAUCAUCCGCUCAGUGA
Molecule: messenger RNA, 822 nt
Organism: Dermacentor silvarum
Lineage: Eukaryota; Metazoa; Arthropoda; Arachnida; Ixodida; Ixodidae
Product: tigger transposable element-derived protein 4-like
Exons: 2
Coding region: 1-822 (273 amino acids)
Cellular component (GO): nucleus
Molecular function (GO): DNA binding
Source: RefSeq, a predicted model, not a curated record